GGACUCCUCGACUCACAAACAUAGCGCGUCGCCAGGGCAACCGCGCGGCCCCGCCCCCGCCGCUCGCCGGAAGGAGGGGGCCGGGGGCGGGGCGGUCGGCGAAGGUCCGGCCUUUCCUCAACUUUGUGCCUGUUGCUGUUGAGGCGUUCGAGAGGCUGGAGGGGGCGCGCGGGCGGCCGCCACCAACGACGAGCUUCGGAGAAAAGGAACAGGGACCCCACGCCUAGCGUGCGUCAGCGUGGUUCGCCGCCGCCGCCCCCCCCAUCCACGGACCUCCUCUGGGACCCCAAGCCCAGGGUCCUCCAGCGCGGUAGUCGCCUCCAGUCAGCGCCUGAUUUCACCGCAGAUCGCCUUUCCGGGUUGCCGCGCAGCCAGGUUGGGGCCAGCCGGCCGGUUGCCCGGGUAACGCGGGAGUCAGUCCCCGGGCGCGGGCACUUCGGGGCCGCGGCCUUCCCGGGAGAGCGGGAGUAGGGCGAGCACCUGUGCGCGGUUCCCCGCGGGGAAGGCCGCCCGCCCGCCGCUGUCCCCAACGCGACCGUCGCUGCGGAGGCCGAGCCGUCCCGCGCCGCCGAGCGUCCCUGCCAUGAAGCCCAACUUCUCCCUGCGACUGAAGGUCUUUAACCUCAACUGCUGGGGCAUUCCCUACCUGAGCAAGCACCGGGCCGACCGCGUUAAGCGCCUGGGAGACUUUCUGAACAGGGAGAGCUUCGACCUAGCUCUCCUGGAGGAGGUGUGGAGCGAGCAGGACUUCCAGUACCUGAGGCAGAAGCUGCUCCCCGCCUACCCAGCAGCACACUACUUCCGGAGUGGCAUCAUUGGCAGUGGUCUCUGUGUCUUCUCCAAACACCCAAUCCAGGAAUUCACCCAGCACGUCUUCACCCUCAAUGGCUACCCCUACAUGAUCCACCACGGUGACUGGUUCUGUGGGAAGGCCGUGGGGCUGCUGGUGCUCCGUCUGGGUGGAUUGGUGCUCAACGCCUACGUGACCCAUCUCCAUGCCGAGUACAAUAGACAGAAGGACAUCUACCUAGCACAUCGUGUGGCCCAAGCUUGGGAACUGGCCCAGUUCAUCCACCACACGUCCAAGAAAGCUGAUGUGGUUCUAUUGUGUGGGGACCUCAACUUGCACCCAAAGGACCUGGGCUUCCGCCUGCUGAAGGAGUGGACGGGACUGCAGGAUGCCUAUCUGGAGACUCGGGACUUCAAGGGCCCUGAAGAAGGCUGUACGAUGGUACCGCAGAACUGCUACGUCAACCGGCAGGAGCUAGAGCAGUUUCCCUUGGGUAUCCGUAUUGACUACGUGCUUUAUAAGGCGGUGUCUGGGCUAUACAUCUUCUGUAAGACUCUCAGAACUACUACAGGCCACGAGCCUCACGGCGGCAGCCCCCUCUCCGAUCAUGAGGCGCUGAUGGCUACUCUGUGUGUGAGACACAGCCCCCCCCAGCACAACCCCAGCCCUACCCAUGGACCAGCAGAAAGGUCUCCGCUGAUCAGUGUGCUACGGGAGGCCUGGACAGAACUGGACCAGGGCAUGGCUCAAGGUCGCUGGUGGGCCACCAUCGCUGGCCACGUGAUUGGUCUAGGGCUUCUUCUCCUGGCGUUGCUGUGUGCCCUGGCGGCUGGAGGAGAGAUCAGGGAAGUUGCUGUACUGCUCUGGACCCCCAGUGUAGGACUGGUGCUGGGGGCGGGUGCAUUCUACCUCUUCCACGUGCAGGAGGCCAAGGGCUUGUGUCGGGCCCGAGCUGAGCUCCAGCAUGUGCUGGGAAGGGCAAGGGAGGCCCAGGACCUGGGCUCAGAGUCCCAGCCAGCCGGGCUCCUGGGGCAGCAGGAAGUAGACAGAGCAGAGGAACAAUAAAGCUUGACACUUUGGUG
This is a messenger RNA of Lagenorhynchus albirostris (white-beaked dolphin), 1872 nucleotides long. It is a transcript of the gene SMPD2, whose product is annotated as sphingomyelin phosphodiesterase 2. Gene Ontology annotation, molecular function: sphingomyelin phosphodiesterase activity. The transcript has 10 exons. Lineage: Eukaryota; Metazoa; Chordata; Mammalia; Artiodactyla; Delphinidae. The coding region runs from base 584 to 1855 and encodes 423 amino acids. Gene Ontology annotation, cellular component: cytoplasm. The record is from RefSeq and is a predicted model, not a curated record.